GCGCGGACGGGCAGGGCAAGCAAGCCACCAAGCGGCGGGAGAGACGAGAACAGUAGUAGAAGGAGACCGUCACAGGAACGCAGACACGCACACACACACGCACGCCAGUGUCUCUCUCUCUCUCUCUCUCUCUCUGUCUGGAAGGAAGGAAGGAACCAGCUCUUGGGCCUGUCAUUGCAACCCAGAAACAUCUUUACGGAGACCCGUGAGCAAGGAUCUUUCCUGAACGCCCGCCACUGCUAAGUUGUGCCCAUUUUUGAGAAAACCAUCCAAAAACGUACCAACCAUGCAUAAACUGUGCCUGCUAUCUCUCCUUCUUGCAGCUGUUGCAGUAUCUUCAGCACAGAAGAUUCGCCUGUUCUCCCCCACCAGUGUGAGGUCUCGACCGUUCAACAUCCACCAGUUCAACACCCUUCAAUCGCCUCUGGGUCGCUUCCAGGGCAAUGCCCUAGGAAUGUUCCCGGGUAGCAACUACAUCAACCUGCCACCCCAGCUACCUUUGGCCUACCCAGUCAACAGAGUUUUUGGAGGCCGCAGACGUUUACCGGAUGGGGAAUACCGCACGGCGUAUGGCAUUGCCAGUGUCGACGGAAGUGACGUCAACAUGGAUUCAUAUUAAUUAAUCCUACCAGUUUCAUGUCAUCGUCAUAAUUUAUGCAAAGAUCGAAAGCUCCACUGCUAUCUGUUUCUUAUUGUAUGAUAUCAAUUGGGCUGGCAUGCGACAAUGUUAUGUUAAUUUUAAUCUAAGUAAAAAUGUGGCCAACAUCUUAAUGCCACUACCGAAGAAGUACAUCCCCUUCCUCCAAUCGAACGUUUUACCUCAUAUUUGAAUUCUUUACUUAAUUGAAGUCUGUUGUCGAUAAUGCUGUUGCAACGAAAAAAGAAAACAUCGAAAGAAGUCACUGCUUACAUUGACGUGUACCCUUCAAGCUAGAUUUGAACCAAAAACGCUUGGAAUGUCAGCAUAAACGCACCGAGGACAUAACCAGAAGUCUCAAUCAUUAUUUUUCGGAAGGGAAACUGAGAAAUAUUUAUACCUAUAAAAUGCCCCCCAACCCCCCCUUCCCUAAAAAAAAUGUUUUCUGAAAAGACAUUUUUAUUGCAUUAAUAUUAAUACGGCUGGCAGUGCUUUGAUUACCACGAAGAGUUAUUUUUAACACACCGACUCAAUAAAUCGAUUAAUCGGUAUCUGACUCGAUCAAUUAAUUAUUCUACUGGUUUAACAAAGGAUUUAGUUCCAGCA
Messenger RNA from Aplysia californica (California sea hare), 1243 nucleotides. RefSeq lists its product as uncharacterized. The coding region runs from base 287 to 619 and encodes 110 amino acids. NCBI's taxonomy places the organism in Eukaryota, Metazoa, Mollusca, Gastropoda, Aplysiida, Aplysiidae. The transcript is spliced from 5 exons. The record is from RefSeq and is a predicted model, not a curated record.